This is a messenger RNA of Saccoglossus kowalevskii, 3498 nucleotides long. Its product is annotated as guanylate cyclase 32E-like. NCBI's taxonomy places the organism in Eukaryota, Metazoa, Hemichordata, Enteropneusta, Harrimaniidae. Gene Ontology annotation, biological process: receptor guanylyl cyclase signaling pathway; intracellular signal transduction; protein phosphorylation. Gene Ontology annotation, cellular component: plasma membrane. The record is from RefSeq and is a predicted model, not a curated record. Gene Ontology annotation, molecular function: guanylate cyclase activity; adenylate cyclase activity; peptide receptor activity.
AUGUCUGUUCAAAUAAAUACCCUACAGCGUGAUGCCGUGUACUGUGAUGUUGCUGUAUUCACGAGAUGUGCCGAGUAUGAAGUGAGUGACAAGGAAAUAUAUCCAACUUUCGCCCGGACGUAUCCCCCCGAUUCUCAAAUCUCCAAAUCAGUGGUGGCGCUGUUGAAAUACUUUGACUGGGACCAUGUUACCCUUGUCACGUCGGAAGAUACGCAAUGGAUGGCUGUUAGCCACAGUCUGGAAAACGACCUUGCCGCUUCCAACGUCACUAUCCAGAGUGUUCAGUAUUAUCCCCAUCCAUAUUUUCCCGGAUUUAAUAGUUUUCCCGACCCUUUCCCACCGAUUAUUGAAGAAACCUAUCAGGAAACUAGGAUUUACAUUUUCCUUGGGGAGUAUUUUAUCAGACCAGAAUUCAUGCGAGUACUUCAAAAGAAAGGCCUCUUGACUAACGGCGAAUAUACAAUAAUCACCAUAGAUACAACUCAAUACCAUCCUGGUAACGCUGCUGGAUAUCUACAAGAUCCAUAUGAAAUUUGGUAUACACCAGAGUUGAUGUCCGCCUAUCAGUCUCUGUUGAUUCUUAUAGCAACACCGCCGAUCUCUGAUACAUACGAACAUUUUACCAUAACUGUUGAUGAUUAUCUGUCGCUGCCACCAUUUAAUUAUCCGGCAAUGGGAAAUCGCCGUAGAAAUAUUCCUAUUGAAGCUGCAUACUUGUACGAUGCCGUAAUGUUGUUUGCAAAGGCCAUGACAGAAGUUAUACAAGAUGGCGACGAACCUCAAAAUGGGACCGCUAUUAUAGAAAAAAUUAAAAACAGGUCAUACGAAAGUAUCACCGGAACGCUCGCCUUCAUCGACAAUAAUGGUGACGCUGAAUCUAAUUUUACAGUGAUUGCUAGGCAACCGAUGAAUAUCACUCCUGGCUACGGGAUGUUACCAGUCGGAUUGUUUCAGAUGAUCAAUAAUGAAGUGGUUUACGUGUCAAAAGCCGGAGUCACCAUCGAUUGGGUAUCUGGCAUAAAACCUUCAGACGAGCCUCAGUGUGGAUUCCACGGUGAAUACUGUCCCGUAAUACAGGAUUACACACCAGAGAUAGUCGGUGGCACUAUCGGUGGGAUACUAUUGGUACUGGUAAUAGUGCUUGCUGUGGCGUACAGAAAUUGGAAAUACGAGCAAGCUCUGGCAAGUCUGCUGUGGAAGAUUGACUACCGAGAUAUUUGCAUCAAAAGUGAUAAUGCUUUGUAUCGUUCCAGUAGCAAGAUGAGUCUCCGUAGCAUGGAGUCCCUGCAGUCAACGACUGAUGCCCAUAACCAGCAAAUAUUCACCAAAAUAGGGACGUUCAAGGGAAACGUUGUCGCAAUCAAGCAUAUUAAUAAGAAAAAUAUCGAUCUCACAAGAAAAGUUCGUAAGGAACUCAAAGUUGUACGGGAUUUACGUAAUGAUCACAUCAAUCCUUUCAUCGGCGCAUGCGUAGAAUACUCACUUAUAUGCAUCAUCACCGAGUAUUGUGCCAGAGGCAGUUUACAGGAUAUCUUGGAGAACGACGAGAUUAAGUUAGAUAAUAUGAUCGUAGCAUCCAUGGUUAGUGAUAUUAUCAAGGGAAUGGUAUAUAUUCACAACAGCGAAUUGAAAUCGCACGGUAACUUGAAAUCUUCGAAUUGCGUAGUGGACUCAAGAUGGGUUGUGAAGAUCACGGACUUCGGUCUCCAUGAGUUCAAGGCUGGUGCCGAUCGAGAUUUGGAAGAAGCCGGUGAAUUCGCACUUUACAGAAAUCUGUUAUGGAGGGCGCCCGAGUUUUUGCGCAUGUCCAACCCACCAGGAGAGGGCUCCCAGAAAGGAGAUAUUUACUCCUUUGCUAUUAUUAUGUACGAAAUUUUCCUACGCGCUGGUCCCUAUGGAAACUCUGAACUUUCUCCUAAAGAGAUCAUAGAACGUGUGAAAACACCGCUAGAUCCUGUUCGACCAUUUCGACCAAAUAUUAUGGAUCUACUUGAAAUAGACGCACCAGACUACGUCGUAGAUACAAUACAAGAAUGUUGGCAUGAGAUACCAGAAAACAGACCAGAUCUGAAAACUAUAAGAAUCAAAUUAAAACCUAUUCAAAAGGGAAUGAAAGCAAACAUCUUUGACAACAUGAUUGCCAUCAUGGAAAAAUACGCCAAUAAUUUAGAGUCAAUCGUUGAUGAUAGAACACAGCAGUUGAUUGAAGAGAAGAAGAAAACAGACAACUUGCUACACAGCAUGUUGCCAAAAUCAGUGGCAAACUCGCUAAAGAAAGGUCGACCCGUCGAACCAGAAUCAUUCGAGUGUGUGACAAUAUUUUUCAGUGAUAUCGUUGGAUUCACAGCAUUGUCAUCAGCAAGUACUCCUUAUCAGGUGAUCGAUCUACUCAACGAUCUGUAUACGGUGUUCGACUCUACCAUAAAGAACUACGACGCUUACAAAGUGGAAACGAUCGGCGAUGCCUACAUGCUGGUGUCGGGUCUUCCAAUUCGUAAUGGUGACAGACACGCUGCUGAAAUUGCAUCUUCCGCUCUCCAUUUGCUGGAUGAAAUAGGUCACUUUCAAAUCAGACAUAGGCCUGGGGAACAACUGAAACUUCGGAUUGGGAUUCAUUCAGGACCUGUUUGUUCUGGUGUAGUUGGCCUCACAAUGCCCAGGUACUGUUUAUUCGGUGACACUGUCAAUACGGCGUCAAGAAUGGAAUCGAACGGUCUUCCGUUAAAGAUUCAUUGCAGUCCAUCUUGUAAAACUAUUCUCGACAAGAUUGGUGGAUACACAACUGUGGAAAGGGGACUAAUCUCAAUGAAGGGGAAAGGUGAGAUCCUCACGUAUUGGCUAGAAGACCAAGACCCAAACUACAGAAUGUUUAAAAGUCAUUGCGAUUCACCGAAUGACCAACGCUCACUAGACGGUCACAUGGAAGAUGAAAGAUCAGGAAUGGGGAAGAGAACGAGCUGGACCACAGGAACGAAUUCGCCUCUACCACCAAAGCCACUCACAUCUCCUGAUAUCAGCAGUGUUCAAAGUAGUACGAGUAACACCAACGAGCGCCUUACCCGUAUUCCUAUCGGAUGGACUGAUACCAAGGAAUCCCUGUCGGUUGGAAGUACUGAUUGUGAAUUGACAGAUAAAUUUAACCGGCAAAUGAAAGAUACACCGAAAAACGUAUCGAACCGUUUUGAAAUUCAGCGAAGUACAUCAACGGGAAGUUCAGGCUGCACCACACCUUUGAUGGUAGAUAGCGUGGAAGACGUUACAUUACGGACAUUUAUCAAAGAUUCUGUCACGGCAGUACCGCACGAACAUGUCUCACACACACCGUCCAUCACAUCCACGUCGGAAACGUUAAAGCCUUUAGCAGAGAACGAAAAAUCACGCAAGAGGAGUACACAAAGCAUUUGCACGGGGAGCACGCCGAAACGCGAGAGUUUGACCGAUUCAGGUUUUGAAGCGAAUUCAUAUGAAAACAACAGAGAAAGCCACCUUUUCACAUAA